Messenger RNA from Anthostomella pinea, 603 nucleotides. Lineage: Eukaryota; Fungi; Ascomycota; Sordariomycetes; Xylariales; Xylariaceae. The record is from the annotation of a GenBank genome assembly.
AUGUCUGUGAGCGCGGCAGGUACCUGCAUUGUGUUUGUAGUCGUGGGUAACACGGUUGGCGGGCUCUUGAGCGGAUAUAUUGUCAAGGCCACGGGUCGAUACAAAGCCUUGACUAUUGUUGCCGCCUGCCUUGGCUGUAGUUGUUAUACGUUGGUUUUGGUCCGAUGGAGAGGGCAUACGGGACUAGCAGAGGCGCUAUAUGUCGCCCUCGGUGGCUUGGGAAUGGGGAUCACCCAGUCGGUAACCUUUGUGCAUCUUGCUGCCAGCCUGGAGCCCGAGGAGAUGGCCAUUGCUGGCACAUCAUGGUUUCUGUCGCAGAGCUUAGGCGUCCUUGUCUCGGCGAACAUGUUCAAUGCCGUCCAUGAAGUCUCUGUCACCAGGCUGAUGGAGCAGGCGCUGGAAGGAAAUUCGAGGAAAGACGAGAUCAUCAAGGGAGCCCUAUCCAGCAUUGCAUAUGUAUGGAGCCUCCCAGAGGCUCUACGUUUCAGCAUCACCCAAUCUUACGUCGACAGUCUGCUCUUCACGAAUGGCCUUGCUCUUGCUUUUGGAGUCAUAUCUCUGCUGCUUGCCUGCGGCCUCCGCGAACGUUCGUUGAAUACCUAA